Catharus ustulatus (Swainson's thrush) is the source of this 2041-nucleotide messenger RNA. It is a transcript of the gene ALX4, whose product is annotated as ALX homeobox 4. The transcript is spliced from 5 exons. Gene Ontology annotation, biological process: regulation of transcription by RNA polymerase II. Lineage: Eukaryota; Metazoa; Chordata; Aves; Passeriformes; Turdidae. Gene Ontology annotation, molecular function: DNA-binding transcription activator activity, RNA polymerase II-specific; RNA polymerase II transcription regulatory region sequence-specific DNA binding. The record is from RefSeq and is a predicted model, not a curated record. The coding region runs from base 81 to 1241 and encodes 386 amino acids.
CCCAGAGCAGCCGCCGGUGCCCCCGCUCCCCUCCCGCAGCCGGGUCUGCUGCGGCCCGCGGCUCCCGAAGGGGUUAAGGAAUGAAUGCUGAUACUUGUGUUUCUUAUUGUGAUCCGGCUGCCAUGGAUUCCUACUACAACGCAGCCUCCCAGGACACAGAAGGCUCCUCGCCUUUUAGGGCAUUUCAAGCAAGUGACAAGUUCAGCCCUACUUUCCUGGCCAGCAAAGGACAAGGCUUUGGUGACAGCAGCUCUAAGUGCCGGAGCCGCUACAGCCAGCAGGAAUGUCAGUCCCUGGAUGGCAGCGUGCAGGCUCCCGGCUCUGCCGGGUCUCCGGCCUCCUUUAACAAAUACCCUCCGCAGCAGCAGCCUCCGCACCUCUACAUGCAGCGAGGUCCCUGCAAAACCCCCCCGGACAGCAACAUCAAGCUGCAAGAGAGUAGCGGCCACAACGGAGCCCUGCAGGUCCCCUGUUACGGUAAGGAAAGCGGUUUGGGAGAGCCUGACUUGCAGCCAAGCUCCGACCCUUCAGCAAUGGACAGCAGCUACCUCAGCGUGAAGGAGGCCGGGGUGAAAGUGCCCCAGGACAGGGCCAGCACAGACCUCCCCAGCCCCAUGGACAAGGCUGACUCGGAGAGCAACAAGGGCAAAAAGCGGAGGAACCGCACCACCUUCACAAGCUACCAGCUGGAGGAGCUGGAGAAGGUCUUCCAGAAGACCCACUAUCCUGAUGUCUACGCCAGGGAGCAGCUAGCCAUGAGGACAGACCUCACCGAGGCUCGUGUACAGGUGUGGUUUCAGAACCGGCGAGCGAAGUGGCGCAAGCGGGAGCGGUUCGGUCAGAUGCAGCAGGUCCGGACCCACUUCUCCACCGCCUAUGAGCUCCCUCUGCUCACCCGUGCUGAGAACUACGCCCAGAUCCAGAACCCCUCCUGGAUUGGCAACAACGGAGCCGCCUCCCCCGUGCCAGCCUGCGUCGUGCCCUGCGAGACGGUGCCCUCGUGCAUGUCCCCCCAUGCUCACCCCCACGCGGCCGGCGGCGUCUCCGAGUUCCUCGGGGUCUCCGGGCCCGGCAGCCACGUGGGACAGACUCACAUGGGCGGCCUCUUUGGCACGGCCGGCAUGAGCCCCAGCCUCAACGGCUACGAGCUGAACAGCGAGCCGGACCGCAAGACCUCCAGCAUCGCUGCCCUGAGGAUGAAAGCGAAGGAGCACAGCGCCGCGAUCUCCUGGGCGACAUGACAGGGCUGCGGCCCGGUGCCCGCCAGACACGGAGACAGCACGUGGGGACAGCCCAGGAAAUCCAUCCGCUUGGACUCCAGACAGCAGUUGCCUCCUCGGGGAUGUGAAUGCAGCACUUUUAGCUACCCUAGGCAUAUAAAGUACAUAUGUUAAUGUAAGUGGAGUGUUUCCAGCAUGAACGUGGCGGCUCCCGGCUUCCUGGGAUCAGGCAGGGAGAGGGAGGCUGUGGAGCAGCACCUCUUCCAUCAAGAUCUGGGAUGGGAUGCAUCCCUUCUCACUGCCACCUCCCCAAUAACCUGGGCAUUUUUUCUUCCUGCUAUUUUUUCUGACACCAGACCUGCCUUUCCAGAGAGCAAGAGCCCACUGGCCCUUCAGCAGCUUCUCCCAUCCCACUGCCCACCCACUCACACAUUCACACACACAUAUUCUGGGCAGGGGACUGGAUGGGGACUCUGGCACCAGCAAAGAGACUCUCUCACACUGCCAAUAUCAUUUUAGUGCGAGCUACAACUUCCCUCAGCUGAAUGGGGAAUGGGCUGGGAAGAUAACCAAAAUUAGAAAAAAGGCACAUUAGCCCAUCUUCUUCUACCCUGCUCCCUCUCCAUCUUGUACUCUGAGAUCAAGCACAGAGUUGUGGAGGCCUGUGAAGGGGCUGCCCCUCUGCCCACCAUGGCACGGUGUUAUCACACUGAGAGUCUCUGCCAGCUCUCUGGUGACCCAGAUGGAGAUACGCCCCAGCAAACAAAAGCUUCCCAGCAUGGCUCAAUGCCCCAGGGAGUGCCUGAGCGUUGCUUUCCCUG